Molecule: messenger RNA, 2489 nt
Organism: Diospyros lotus (date-plum)
Lineage: Eukaryota; Viridiplantae; Streptophyta; Magnoliopsida; Ericales; Ebenaceae
Product: protein NRT1/ PTR FAMILY 5.10-like
Exons: 4
Coding region: 547-2262 (571 amino acids)
Biological process (GO): dipeptide transport; transmembrane transport
Cellular component (GO): membrane
Molecular function (GO): tripeptide transmembrane transporter activity; dipeptide transmembrane transporter activity
Source: RefSeq, a predicted model, not a curated record
AGAUAGGUGAGCAGAUGAGAGUAAAUGAGUCAGCAUGGAGGUUGAGGGAUAGAGGGAGUGGUUGAGAUAAGGCUUUAGGGAGAGAAUCAUGAUAGAGAGAGAUGUAAGAGUUUGUAGAUUUGAGGGGGAUUGAGAGAGACUGCUAUUUGAACAGAAAUCAAUUUUAUUGAGAAGUUGGGGUGGCUUUACAACUUCAAUUGCAACCCUUACUCUGCAAAAUCUUAGAUCUAUUAAACAGAUUUGUCCAGUUUAGCUAGAUUAGAAUGAAUAAUAGGGCGAAGUAAAUCAAGCAUGCGAAACGUGUGGCAGAAAAUUUUUGGGGAUAAACAGUUGGUUGGCAGUUCAGUUGAGCUGUCGCAUCACAGUAUCUGCAGCAGGAAGACGAUUAGCAGAAAAAAGAAGAAACCACGUGAAGAAUGCUCAGAGUGAUGAUAGCAUAUAAUAAGGGUCAAUUAAACCCAAAAUUGGAGGAGUAAAUAAAGCAACUUGAAGUGGGUUUACGCACCCAGUCCAGCCCUCCUGCUUCUCAAAGCGUUGGCGUCCGAAAUGGCCGUCUCAGUGAUCGGAGAAGGAGUGUCGGAAGCCGAAUCGGGUCCGCUGAUCAAGAAAACCACAGCGGACGGCGGCGUUGUAGACUACAAAGGCCGCCCAGUCAACAAAUCCAACACUGGCCGCUGGCGCUCGGCAUUCUUCAUCAUAGGUGUGGAAGUGGCAGAGAGGUUUGCGUAUUAUGGGAUAAGUACCAAUCUCAUCAGCUACUUAACGGGGCCUCUAGGACAAUCCAAGUCAACUGCGGCCAAGAAUGUUAACACAUGGUCUGGUGUAGCUUCCCUUCUGCCUCUUUUGGGAGCAUUUGUGGCUGAUUCAUUUCUUGGUCGAUACCGCACUAUUAUCAUGUCUUCUCUCCUCUAUAUCCUGGGACUUGGCUUGUUGACUCUUUUGGCUGUGCUUCCAUCUUUCACCCCUUCCAACUGCCAAAAUGGUGGAGCAGUCAUGCCAUGUUCUCCUCUAGCUGAAGUUGUACUCUUCUUCUCGCUUUAUCUAAUUGCUGUUGCCCAAGGAGGUCACAAGCCCUGUGUUCAAGCUUUUGGAGCUGAUCAGUUUGAUGGAAAAGAUCCAGAAGAGUGCAAAGCCAAGAGCUCGUUCUUCAAUUGGUGGUAUCUUUGUUUAUGUGCAGGUGCGACUAUAUCAGUUGUGAUCUCUAGCUACAUCGACGACAACAUUAGCUGGGGUCUUGGGUUUGGAAUCCCAUGCAUUUCAAUGUCAGUUUCAUUGGCCAUAUACUUACUGGGGUCUAGAACUUACAGGUACACCAACAAAUGCAACAAGAAGAACCCAUUUUCCAGAAUUGGUAAGGUGUUUGCUAAAGCAGCUGGGAAUUGGCAGACUAGUACCUCAGAGACACCUACUGAUAUUGAAGGUGAAGGAAUACUGGCUUGCCAAGAUCCUCAACAAUUCAAGUUUCUUUACAAAGCCUUGAUUGUACCGGUUGGUUCAAGGGAAGGAGAGGAAGGUUGUACGAUCAAUGAUGUAGAGGAGGCAAAGGCAGUUCUGGGGCUUGUUCCAGUAUGGUCUACGUGCUUGGUAUACGCUAUUGUAUUUGCACAGACUUCCACUUUCUUUACGGAGCAGGGAAUUACCAUGGACAGAUCAAUUUGGUCAGGCUUCUCCAUACCAGCUGCAUCGCUUCAGUUGUUCAUUGGCAUUUCCAUUAUAUCUGUCAUCCCCUUCUACGACCGUGUUUUUGUUCCUCUUGCAAGAGCUGUUACAGGGAAGCCCUCAGGCAUCACAAUGCUUCAAAGAAUCGGGGUAGGAAUGAUCUUUUCUAUGGUUUCUAUGGUAGUAGCUGCUCUGGUUGAGACGAAAAGGCUUGAAACUGCUCUGGAAUUCGGGCUGGUUGAUCUACCACAGGCAACUGUUCCGAUGAGCAUCUGGUGGUUGGUUCCUCAGUAUUUACUGCUGGGAAUUGCUGACGCUUUCACCAUAGUUGGCAUGCAGGAGUUCUUCUAUGAUCAGGUGCCAAAUGAAUUGAGGAGUGUGGGUCUUGGUCUCUACCUUAGUGUGAUGGGAAUAGGGAGCUUUCUGAGCAGCUUUAUCAUCUCCAUCAUCGACAAAAUCACGGCUGUAGAUGGCCGGGAUGGCUGGUUCUCCGACAACUUGAAUCGGGCACAUCUUGAUUACUACUAUUGGCUACUUGCUGCACUUAGCGCCCUGGGAUUGCUACUCUAUUUGCAUUCUGCAAAUUCCUAUAUUUACAGAUGAUGAUGAUGAUGAUGGUGAUGAUGAAACCUUGAAUUCUCAGUGUAAAUGCCCCUCGCCCGCUAUAUUUUGUUGCCUUUCUUCUGCUCAAUAUACAUUGUGUUUGGUGUGAGUCCGAAAUAUAUAUGUACGUUUAUAUUAUAGGCUGAAUGGGACUAUUGCUCGAUCGUUAUCCUUGUUCCAAACUAUUUGGAAUGCAUAUAUAUAUGAGAAGCCAUCCAUUUUGUUAG